This is a messenger RNA of Tremella mesenterica DSM 1558, 1008 nucleotides long. RefSeq lists its product as uncharacterized. The record is from RefSeq and is a predicted model, not a curated record. Lineage: Eukaryota; Fungi; Basidiomycota; Tremellomycetes; Tremellales; Tremellaceae. Bases 1 to 1008 code for a protein of 335 amino acids. The transcript is spliced from 3 exons.
AUGAGGAACUUCUCUCAAGUAUAUGUUGUUGAUCCAUCCUGGUCUACAGAAACUUCCGAAACAUUCUAUCCGGACCCAAGAGAUCAACCCCUGUUGUCCAAUGAAGAUGAUCACUUUAACGUACCUCAGUCAGCUCACGCUUACGCAACCGAACUUGUGCUUCCUACUCUCUUACAACAGUUACAAGAUCCCUUGUGCAAAUAUCAAACGACAUUGAAUGAGAUCAGACGGUUUUUAUAUGGUGAAGAAAUCUGUUUACUUGAUUCCUCCCCAGCUGAAUCUGAUGUGUUGGUCAGAUCUGAAGGAUCUGGAAGCUCAGAGUCGGAUGACACAACCGGCUCCUUCCAUUCUGCAAAAACGACUUUGUCUGGCAAAAAAACAAAGAAUGUGAGAUUUGUAUCAUCACUUCCAUCACCUCCUCCCACUCCUUCCACUCCUUCAGUGGAUUCAAGUCCAGAAGAGAAGUCACACCGGACUUCCGUAGAGAUGCGACUACCUCCUCGUCCGAGUGAGAUAGAUAGAAGUCAGAAACAAACCUGCGACAAUCCUGGAAGUAUAGUGAGGAGUCUAUUUAAUCAGACUUCAAUAAAUAAUCUCCAACAAGCUUUGACGUUGAUAACUCAACUAAUUAGUAUUCAGGAAGAUAUGAACCUCUGGUUACCUGUGACAAGCGCUCACAUGGCUAAAUUGGAGACAUACGACAAUGAUCCCUCCGACGAGAUGACUGAUUGUCUCAAGACGUAUAGGUAUCAACGUAGGGAAUUAUGUGAAACAGUGAAGGAGAUGAUGCCCGGUGUGCACAGACAAACUUUGAGUGAGGCAAUUGGUAGUUUGAUGCAAUAUACGAUCAUUUGGGAUGAGGGUGGAAGUUUGAAGUUGAGAGAGGUUUAUCAAGUUUGGAAGUCUGCUCAAAAAUCUUUGACACAUUUGGAACAGAAGCGAGAAGACGUGAAGGAGCAGUUGAGACUAUUGACCGAGAAAAAGAAUAUCGAAUUAGUGAGAUUGUAG